Messenger RNA from Poeciliopsis prolifica (blackstripe livebearer), 1602 nucleotides. RefSeq names its product interferon regulatory factor 1-like. NCBI's taxonomy places the organism in Eukaryota, Metazoa, Chordata, Actinopteri, Cyprinodontiformes, Poeciliidae. Gene Ontology annotation, biological process: regulation of transcription by RNA polymerase II; immune system process. Gene Ontology annotation, molecular function: DNA-binding transcription factor activity, RNA polymerase II-specific; RNA polymerase II cis-regulatory region sequence-specific DNA binding. The transcript is spliced from 7 exons. Bases 65 to 940 code for a protein of 291 amino acids. The record is from RefSeq and is a predicted model, not a curated record. Gene Ontology annotation, cellular component: nucleus.
UGUUCCAGUGGAACUUGAUUUGAUCACACCACAUCAUUUUUUUUAUUUUACUACUUGGACCCUCAUGUCUCUUGCGACACCUAUUCCCAAACCUCCUCUCCGCACACUUGAGGCGCUGACCUGCAGUAUGCAGCAACCGGCAAGGCAGAGACUGAGACCUUGGCUGGAGGAACAGAUUCACUCUGGGAAGUAUCCAGGUGUCAGCUGGCUGGACCAGUCAGCUUGCAUCUUCCAGAUUCCAUGGAAACACGCAGCUCGCCACGGUUGGAGCAUUGACCGGGAUGCUACGCUCUUCAGGAGUUGGGCUAUGCACACAGGAAAGUACCGUCCAGGCAGAGACAACCCAGAUCCCAAGACAUGGAAAGCAAAUUUCCGGUGUGCCUUGAAUUCCCUACCGGACAUCUGUGAACUGCGGGAGCACAGCAGGAAGCGAGGCAGCAACGCCUACAGGGUCUACAGGAUGCUGCCCAGCUCUCAGACACGCAGACGAAGGAGAACAGGACUGUUCCACAGACCGCAGGAGAGGCCGAGAGAUUUGGAGAACUCCAGAAGUGACGACACAUACAGCUCACCGCAAACCUGGCAGCCUACAACAGCACUACCUGUUACAGACCCACCACAUAAGGUGGAGACCUGCGUACCACACAGCUUUAACAGCCCUGAAGUACAAGUUUCAGGAAUGUGGGAAUCCAAACCUGUGGAUCAGGAACCCAGUGAGGCUGUCAGUAAGCUAAUGGACCAUUUGGGCAGCCCUGACGUCUGGAACCAGACGUGGGAGCAGAGAGGAUGGAGGACACACACUCAGUGGGAACAACCGCAAUGUGCUGGUGAGGAGAACCCGUAUCCUCUCCAGACGGAGGACUACGGUGAGCUGUUUGGCCCAAACUACAUCAAAGAUCUCUCAGACUGGUCCACACAUCAGCAAACGCUGAUGCUGUAGCUGUUUGUCUCCUCUUUCUGUUCUGUAUUUAUCAUAUUUUUGUUGAAAUGACUAUUCCCUUCAUAUACUUCUGGCUGUUUCCUUGUUUCUGUUGAGCCGACUGCAGAAUGAGUAAGCUGAAUGGAAUAAAGCUGGGGAGCAACAGACGUUAUUGCUGUGUCAAUCAGCCUGCGUGCUGGGAACGCUGGAAUGAGAGGAUCUGGUUCCAAGCCAAGCUUUAAUGCUGCUAUCAUCAUUUGUGUUCACUCUGGUUCAGUGACUCGGGCUCAUUAAAAAGACUCCAACUGCACAGCAGAGCUUUCAGAGUAAACAGAUCAGAUUUCACCCAAGCGCAGGAUUUGGUAUUGAUCUCCUGUCUAUUUUUGACUGCCUCUGGAUGUUUUUACUAAUAACAAUUAGGUCAGAGCAGAAAAAUAAAACAAGAAACGUAAUAAUAUGUGUGUUUGUGUUUUUAAGCUCAAUUCAUGAUUUCCUCUCAUUUCUUGUUACAAACAAAAUUGAGUUCAGCCUCAUUUUGUCAUGCGUGGCAUAAAAAAAGUGAUUUUUUUUGUUAUUGUUGCUGGUUUUUAAGAAGUAAUUGUCUAAUUUUGUUUUUUAUUAUGUCAAUUCGACCACCAGUUUUAUGCCCUUACUGUGAAUUAUGAAUAAAAAAUUAAACAUGG